This is a messenger RNA of Phyllopteryx taeniolatus (common seadragon), 4106 nucleotides long. RefSeq names its product amyloid beta (A4) precursor protein b (gene appb). Gene Ontology annotation, molecular function: signaling receptor binding; heparin binding; transition metal ion binding. Gene Ontology annotation, biological process: axonogenesis; central nervous system development. Gene Ontology annotation, cellular component: membrane raft; Golgi apparatus; early endosome. The transcript is spliced from 18 exons. The record is from RefSeq and is a predicted model, not a curated record. Lineage: Eukaryota; Metazoa; Chordata; Actinopteri; Syngnathiformes; Syngnathidae. Bases 193 to 2451 code for a protein of 752 amino acids.
CCAGGCUCCAUCCGUCACCACCACCACCACCACCACCACCGACGAGGGAGGGAUCACCGGGAUCAGGGAUCGCUUUAUCCGCCGCGUCCGUGUCAAGCCAAAAGGCGUGAUUGAUUUGAAUAACGAGCUGCCGUCGAACGGGGACAUCGCCAAGAGGACGUUUUGCUUGUACUGGGUACCCGGGAGGACGGCAUGGGGGGACACGCGGCGUUUUUCCUCUUACUUGCGGCGACCUUGACGCUCUCAUCUGAGGUGCCUGCUGAUGACGCGGUGAGUUUGCUGACUGAACCGCAGGUGGCCAUGUUCUGCGGCAAGCUCAACAUGCACAUCAAUGUGCAGAGUGGCAAUUGGGAGCCAGACCCAUCUGGCUCCAAGAGCUGCAUCGGCACCAAGGAGGGCAUCCUGAAUUACUGCCAAGAGGUGUAUCCAGACCUUCAGAUCACUAAUGUCGUGGAGGCCAACCAGCCCGUCAGCAUCCAAAACUGGUGCAAAAAAGGCCGCAAGCAGUGCCGCAGUCGCAAUCACAUCGUGGUGCCCUACCGCUGCUUGGUCGGGGAGUUUGUGAGCGAUGCCCUUCUGGUUCCUGACAAGUGUAAGUUCUUCCACAAGGAGUAUAUGGACCAGUGUGAGAGCUAUCUGCACUGGCACACUGUCGCCCAAGAGUUCUGCGGCGACCGCGCCGCCAAUCUCUUUGACUACGGGCCGCUGAUGCCGUGCGGCAUUGACCUUUACCGAGGGGUGGAGUUUGUGUGCUGCCCGAUCGAGGCCGGGCAGGAGUCCGAUAGCGAAGAAUCGGACGUCUGGUGGGGCGGAGCUGAGCCUGACAACAAUGAUAACAGCAUGGCGCGGCAGACGGACACUGAGCCUCCUGCCGCCGAGGAGGAGGAUGAUGAGGAAGACGACGGCCAGGCUGACACUUUUGAACGGGACGAGAAUGACGAUGAAGAAGUUGACGAGGAGGAAGAGGAGGACGAGGAAGACGACGACGACGACGUGACCGACGAGCGGGAAAGCGACGAGCGCAACGCUAACGUCGCCAUGACAACCACCACCACCACCGAAUCCAUUGAGGAAGUCGUCCGAGCCGCUUGUUGGGCACGCGCCGAGUCGGGCCCGUGUCACGACGUGCUGGCGCGCUGGUACUUCGUGCCUGAAAAGGCCCGCUGCGCCCCCUUCCUGUUCGGGGGCUGCGGGGGCAACAGGAAUAACUUUGAUUCCGAGGAAUACUGCCUAGCUGUCUGCAGCAGCUCGUUACCCACCAUGGCGCCCAGCCCUCCGGAUGCCAUCGACCAAUACCUCGAGUCGCCCGGCGACGACAACGAGCACGGCGACUUUCAGAGGGCGAAGGAAAGCCUGGAGGCCAAGCACAGGGAAAAGCUGUCCCAGGUGAUGAAGGAAUGGGAGGAGGCUGAGAGGAAGGCCAAGAACCUCCCACGUGCCGAGAAGAAAGCCAUCAUUCAGCGUUUCCAGGAGAAGGUGGAGGCCCUGGAGGAGGAAGCCGCCGGAGAGAGGCAGCAGCUGGUGGAAACCCACAUGGCCCGCGUAGAGGCUCUGCUCAACAGCCGCCGACGCGUGGCUCUGGAAAACUACCUCAGCGCACUGCAGGCCAACCCUCCACGGCCCCGUCAGGUGCUGAGUCUGCUGAAGAAGUACAUUCGGGCCGAGCAGAAGGACCGCCAGCACACAGUCAAACAUUACGAGCACGUCCGAACUGUCGACCCGAAGAAGGCGCCGCAGAUUCGGCCUCAGGUUUUGACACACUUGCGUGUGAUCGACGAGAGGAUGAACCAGUCGCUUGGUUUGCUUUACAAGGUGCCCAACGUGGCCAACGAGAUCCACAGCCAAGUCUCCGUCAUCGUGCAGCGGGUUCAGUCCGAGCUUUCUCAGCAAGUGUCCUCCCUGCAGAGUGACAACAGAGUGGACGGCAGGAUGAGCUACGGCAACGACGCCCUCAUGCCCGACCAGGCGUACAGCUCGGCUCCGAUGGAACCCGGCCUCGACGGGCUGGGCUUUAUCCACCCCGAGAGCUUCAACCAGCCCAACACUGAGAACCACGUUGAGCCUGUUGAUGCCCGCCCACUUCCAGAUAGAGGGUUACCCACACGGCCUGUGUCUGCCCUGAAGCCAGAAGAGAUGCCCCAAGUGCGUAUGGAGACAGAGGAGAGGCAAAGUACUGGCUACGAAGUCCACCAUCAAAAACUGGUCUUUUUCGCCGAGGACGUAGGCUCCAACAAAGGCGCCAUCAUCGGGCUGAUGGUGGGAGGCGUCGUCAUAGCGACCAUCAUCGUCAUCACCCUGGUGAUGCUGAGGAAGAAGCAAUACACUUCCAUCCACCACGGCGUCAUCGAGGUGGAUGCGGCGGUGACACCUGAGGAGCGUCACCUGGCCAAGAUGCAGCAGAAUGGCUACGAGAAUCCCACCUACAAGUUCUUUGAGCAGAUCCACAACUAAUAGGACCCCCUUUCGCUCCUCCCCCGAGGUUCUGUUCCACUCUGCGCUCCCAUUUGACAUAAACAAACAAAAAAAGGAUCGUGCUCAUUUUAAAGAGAGGAAAUUUGUGUUUGGGCCAAAGGAAGCAGACAUGGAACAAAACCUAGUUAACCCCGUCAAUUGCACAAAGUAACACUAACGGAGUGAGACAAGGGUACCCUGUGUCACCAGCACAUUUCAACCAAUCACACGACACCCCUUUGCAGUGUUUGUACUCAAAGAAAUUGUUGACCGACUAUAGCUAUACAGUACAUACAUAUAUAUAUAUAUAUAUAUAUAUAUAUAUGAAUAUUAUUAUUAUCAUCGCAGCACUGUGCUACCCAGCUAUUUAAACUAUCCAGCGCAAAACAUUUCAAGUUUUAAUUUUUGUGUGUAAUAUAUGAAGGAGAUUAGCUGUACGUCUAUGUAGUGCAUGGCCAUAUUGAGUCCAACUGGGUCUGACGUUUAGAUAUUUUAGCGGGAUUGUACAUUUCUGGUGUCUUCUUUGUGAUCUUGUGCAAAAUGAAGAUGAUAAAAAAAAAAUAAUAUUCAGAAUGCUUUAAACAUUUUUUAAGUUCAUCUCCAUGCUUCACUGUUGUUAGCUGCAUGGGCAAAAAAAUCAAACAACAACAAAAAAGAAUCAAAUACUAUAUGUAAUAUAUGAAGUGUAAUAGUAUCCGAAAGGAAGAUGAUUGUGUUACUAUUUUGGGUUUUAUGCACUCUAUCUUUGUCAUUUUGGGGAACGUCUGCUUAUCACCAAGUACAGUGGAACCUCCCACGUGGAACGACGUUUGUGGGCAUGAAAACGAUGAAAAGGAUUAACUGCACAUGUGUUUGCUUUGUUUUUACCUUUUUUUGUGUGAAGGACAGUAGUGAUAGCAAAGAGGAAAAGUGGAGGUAAGGGACUGGCUGUGCAGUACAAUAUUAGGAAUAGAAAUUCCUUCAAUAUCAGUUAAUACACUAAACUCCUUUGCUCCAUGACUCAGAUGAAGGAAACUAUUUAACUUUUUGGGUUGUUACCUUCUCUUAUAUUGUACUACAAAUUUGAUCCUGAAGCAGAUUAAUUCAUGUUACAUUAUGUCCAAUGGGGAAAUGGCUUUGUACUUAGAACAGCUCAGAAGUCAACCAGUGUGAUUGCAUUUCUACUCAGGAGGUUCCACAGUAUGAGCCCUCAAUGCAGACUUUGCAGUUCAAAGUCAGAUUGGACCUUUCGACGGAUCCACUGGAGUGGAACUGGAGGCUAAUAGCCAAAUCAUUCCUGUUGAAUCAUUCCGUUAUUGAUUGUAAAAUUGAUGUUUGGGCAAAAUAGGCCCGUUUUUCCUAUGUUCCCCACAGCUUUAAUAGUGACAGAUUAGUAUUGGGGAUAUUGAGUUCCACCACCCCCUUUAUGAUACCAACUUGUUUUUUGUUUUUUUUCAUUGCAGCCGUGUCUUGUCUGUUGUGUGGUAGAUCUGUUGAGUCAUUACCUCCCCUCCUUUCCUCUCCCCUCCCUAACAUUAACAUAUCCCAACACAGACAUGUGAACUGAAGCUCUUGUUCAGGUGAAUGUUUAAAAAUGUUUUGUAGUUACAUGAACCAUUUGCUUAAGUUUCUACUGCCACCAUACCAUGAAUAAAAUUUUUAAUGUACAUAAACGA